This is a messenger RNA of Thunnus maccoyii (southern bluefin tuna), 3176 nucleotides long. RefSeq lists its product as uncharacterized. The record is from RefSeq and is a predicted model, not a curated record. The transcript has 2 exons. Bases 499 to 3063 code for a protein of 854 amino acids. Lineage: Eukaryota; Metazoa; Chordata; Actinopteri; Scombriformes; Scombridae.
AAGAAAUAACUUUGUAUUUAUCUUAAAAUUUUACCCCCCAAAAAAUUAACAGGAUUUUUUUUUUACUAUUUCAGUACUAGAGAGAAGACAUUUGCAUUACCAAAUGAAAUAUUGCUUCUUUGGAUAGUAAGUGGUAUGAAAGCGUGCACUUUAUUCCUUAUAAAUUCAACUUUUCAUUCAUAACACGGAGAAUAUAUUAUUUUUUCCUUUAAAAGUUACGUAAUAUCACUAUAAGAUAGAAAAAUAUGAGAGAAGUCAGAAAACUGCAAUUUAAAUCGUUGAUUAAACGCCUCUGUGUGCCUCUGGUUUUGACAUGCUCUUUUAGUUAAAUGGACAGGGCUGAGAGCUCUCUUAUUGAGUUAGUCAAAUGAAGUCAUUCUGACAUCACGGGGCAGGUGACAGCUGAAGGAGAAGAUCUCCCAGAAGGACCAAAGGCGUACAGGACGGAGGGAAGGCAGAGCAUCAGUUUGAAACACCAACCUCAACAGAACAGCGACCAUGGGCCAGAAGCUGGAGAAGCUGUCGGAGAAGGAUGAAGAGUCACUGGAUAAUUCAGAUUGGUCCGAGCAAACCGGAGAGACACAACAGUCAGAGAUUGCCGGACAAGAUGAGAACAGAGAUCAGGACAGUGGCAGUUUUGUGAAUACGCAGAGUAUUUGUGGGAUUAGCGGGAUCGGUGUCUCUUCCCGCCUGGCCACAGGGCACACAGGGGAGCACUCAGUCACUUCUGCAUGCACAGACCCCCAAACUGGGCAGCCAAUCAGGCCUCUAGGUCAGCAAGAGCACCCUUUGAACACCAGGGGAGAGUGGGUGGGUGGAGACAGGGAGAGCCAGAGUGCCACUCGAACUACAGAGUCAAAAACUAUCCUGAGCCCAAAGGAGUUCAGACAAACCUCAGGCUCUGAGAAAAAGGCUGUGGCCUAUACAAGGACUACAGCUAUGGAGGAGCAAGGAAAUGGAAAGAAAUCUGAAGCUGGCCGUAGCUGGUCAGGUCCUGAUAGUCAUUUCAGAAGUCUAACAGCCUCUAACGAGGAAGACUUUGUGGUGCUUGAGAAGGAUGAGACUUGGAUGUCAUCUGAUGGGGAAAAUUCGAUCACUUUUGGCAACAGAAUAAAAACAGAGAAUCCUCAAUCAUCUAUUAAAAGGAGAGUUGAGGAAGACACUUCUACUACCUACAGUGACGAUAACCUUCCACAACCCUCCAGGAACACCCUUCAAGAAAAGGGUUAUGAGAAGAAAAGCAGAAGAAAACCGGAUACUCAUUUUGUUACAACUGACGCUGUGGAAGCACAUGCUGGGAGUUCAUCCAGAGCUAGUUUUGAAAGGGAAAAGGGUCAACAUUUGCCUGAAGUGACAGGCAGCAGGUGUCGGCUAAAAGGAGCCAGUCAUGUUGAAGCUGCUCACGCUGAGACAACUGGUAGAGGAAAAGUGGAUAGGGAGCGAAACAUGAAUGACCACAGCAAGGGGCAAGUUUCUCAUCGGUCAACACAGAACAACAGCAGCGUGGUGAAAAGAAUGAGAAAGGGUGGUGAUGAUUCAGAGAACAUGCUUGAUGAAGCAGUCCAGAUGAUUAAACCACAGGAGCUGGGUGAGGAGAGAGAGAUGGAGUCAAAUUGGGAACCAUGCUUGCAAAAAGUAGAAUCUAAAAAUCGAGAUAUGAGAAACCCCAAUUCAGGGUUUCUUGCACAAAAUACCCAAGUAGGAGUGGAUCAGUCCCAUCAGAGAAGUUUUGCUAGUGCUGUCUCUAAGAGGGCUAAAGCAGGUACUCUUAGUUCAGGUACCAUGAAAGAGGGUGGCCAAGCGCUCGAUCGAGCAGCCGACUCUCACCCUUCGAAUGCUAAGACGCCUAGCUCUGAAGUACCACAACUGCAAGACAAGCCUUCAUUUACAUUGGAACAAUGCGAUUUGAUUCCUCUGCCAGGAAAUGACGUCUGUGAUGGACAGUUGCAAGUCGCAAGCUUAAAGAGGGAGAGUGAGCUGGUUUGCUUCUCGGCUGUCAUCACACCUCCACCUCUAACUCAUGUGUUACCUAAAAGAGACACAUCAGUAGCAACGCAACCCAGUACAAGUACAGUCAAUUCAGAGAUGGUGCCAGAGGCUACGCCCGCCUCAUGUGUUCCUGCAGAGGAAUCUAUUCCAAAAGAAAAACCUAAAGUCAAAGGUCCACCUCCACCUGUCGCCAAAAAACCUAAAAACCCAUUUAUAAAGCUCAAAACUAGGCAAUUAAUGUCUACUGAUGUGCAAAGAAGAGGCAAAGAUCAUCUGCGUUCUGAGGAGAAGGUCAAGAGGAGACACACUUUUCAUUUUAACAAAGACCUUCCAUACAACGCUCGGCCUAAUCAGGACAUGUGCUUGCUGUGGGACGAAAGGGGCACUUACACCGUUCCACCCAACAUACGUCGACUGUCAGUUGACCUUGGCCCUUGGGAACACCUGUCACUCAGACACAUGGACGAUCACUACGGAGAUAUGGUCGACUUUGACUAUUGUGUACGUAUGGCAAAACUAUCUCCAGAUGAAGAGCCAACAAACCUGGACAUGUUGCAGAGAAGAACAUUCCUGGAGAGACGAUCUAGGUUUAAAAACUCACCUCCGCCUGUUGCGAAAAAGCCCCCAAAUUCUUUUUCGUCCACAGAGACACUUCACACAUCCGAGGUUAAACCAGACAAUGAAAUGCAAAGACCAAAACCUGAUUCUUCAGGGAAAAGAGAAAUCAACCCUGAGCUCCUAAAAGUCAGAUCACAGGUCUGCAAUGAAGACCAUGGCAACUAUGGUAACCAUAAAGCAGUAACUGACCAUAGGAGUAAUAGACAUGGAGUAGAUGACAGUGAGAUCAGUUCCUUCAGGCCUGUAGCUGAAAUCAUCAAGGAAACAAACCAAAUGCAGAGACAUCAGGGCCGGGUAAAACCUGAAGGGCCCAAAGCUCAGGUUCGGGUGGCAGAGCAGAGUCCAAGUGUGAAAGUAUCCCAGAUGAAGAACACCUUUGAUGUCCCAAAGAAAUCCAAAGAGAGACCACAAGAAGCUCAGCCAUCUCCAAAGAAAGGUAUGUUGUUUGGCUUAUAGAUGCUUGAACACAUCAGUUCUGUCUUUUUUUUAUCAUCCAACAGUUUGUCAAAGCAUUCAUUCAUGAAUAAGUACAUGUGUUAAUUUAGGAUUCGAAGGUACUUUCCAAAGCU